AUGGCUCGCAAAGCAGAGGAAGACAGAAUAAGGCAGAAAGAAGAAGCAGAGCUUUUAAAAGAACAGCAAAAACUGCAAAGGGAAGAAGAUGAGAGAAAAGAAGAAGAAGAAAGGGUCCGUAAAGAGCAAGAAGAACAGGAGCGUCUUGCUGAGCUUCAGCUCCAAGUAAGGCAGUAAUGUAAUAAAUGUUAACUUUGGAUGUUCCAUAGAAGAAGUGUGUAGUGGUUAUGGAACUUUUCUUUUUUUCUGUUAUUGUAAAUUAAUGAAAGCAGUUCAUCGAAGACAAAAAAUACACCUAGAUGACUUUCUGGUGAUCAGUAGUUUAUUCUGAAUGGUUUUGUUUAAUCAGAAUCCAACUAGAGUUCAAAUCCCAUGCAAUAAUUAGAAUGGACCAAUAGUAGUAAUCUGGUGCAAUAACAAUAUAAAUAUACAAAGUCCAUAAUGUUUACAUUUAUACUACCAUUUAUCUAAUGUGUAGUUUUAUAUUGCAUCUACUUAUAUUUAAUUACUAUCCUUUUGGUGGUCUAUUAUAUCAAUUAUUACUUAAUUCUGUAUAGUCAGUGUUUGUGUGUAACAGUGUGUAUAUACGUGCCAUGCAUAGUAUUCUCAUUCUCUCCACAUCUCGGCUUCCAGGCUCUGAGAUCACUGUUUAUUGCUAUUGAGAUAUCCCUGCUCCCACAGACUUAACACAGUGAUCUCUGCACAGACUCUGGCAGCCAUGAGGUGGUUGGUUUUUAACACGCAGAGUAGGCACCUAAAGCAUCCCUAUCAUCUUCUCUGUCCAAUUAUAAAUCCAACUCAUUAGAUGAGACUUAAAUCCUAUAGUGCUUAGUUCAAAUGCUCAUACCGUAGUUUUGAAACGCUGGAUUACAUGACCGGCAUUAAGGGUUGUGUGUACAUUUACACAUAUUCUGUCUAAGCUGUUUAAUCUUUUGGCAUAGCAUAGUCCCCAACAGCUGUGGUGGCAAAAGUUAGCAAUUACUUAUUUAGUUAGAAGCUGUGUGUAUGUGCCAAAGUACCCAUUCUUAUUUCCACAAAACAAGUACCUUAAAUAAACCUGAUCAGAAUUUGUAUGAAGUCCUACAAAGUUGGUAUUUGUUUUUAAGAGAGAAGAAGCAGAAGCAAAAGCCCUUGAAGAAGCUGAAAAGCAAAGACAAGAGCGUGAGAAAAUUAUGCAGCAGAAUAUGCAAGAAAGACUUGAAAGGAAGAAGGUAUUAUUAGCAAUAUAA
This is a messenger RNA of Pelobates cultripes (western spadefoot toad), 1229 nucleotides long. Lineage: Eukaryota; Metazoa; Chordata; Amphibia; Anura; Pelobatidae. The record is from the annotation of a GenBank genome assembly.